This is a messenger RNA of Lolium perenne, 683 nucleotides long. The record is from RefSeq and is a predicted model, not a curated record. Lineage: Eukaryota; Viridiplantae; Streptophyta; Magnoliopsida; Poales; Poaceae.
CUUCAAGUGGCUAUUUGGGAACUUCUUCAAGCAGGAAGAAACCAAAAAUCUCCUCGCCCUCACAGAUGUCUUCAACGCUCCGCAAGAUCCAGCUCUUGACUACCGUCGGGCAGCCACAAAGUCCGGAGUGGAAGUUGCAAUGGCUAUGGUGAUGGCACAUGAAGUCGUCGACUGGGAUAUGGUUAGCUCAUCCUUGCCCAGUGAUGCUGCUGGCGAGCCGAAGCCCUUGGUGUCUUUCUUGAAGAAGUCAAAAUCAUUCUCCAAGCAAGUGAUUCCCCUGGUGCAUCCGACGAGCGCUCCACCCAAGGAUUCUUCAGGCGCGGCUCCAUCUUCUAGCACUACUCCUCUCGAGACCAAUCUUGCUAAGUCCCUUAUCCUGAUUUCAAUUGAAAAUCCCUUGAAUCAAGAAGCACCAUACCAAGAGCCCAACUCACCCAGAACUUCUGAUGCCGAAGAACAUCGCAUUAAACCUUCUUUGUAUGCCAAGCAAGCUGUCCAUAUCAAAGAAUUACAAGCUGAACUUUCAGCGGCAAACGACUUUGUUACUGAUGCUUUGUCGAAGUUCAGGCAAGUAGAACAUCGGGAAAAUUAUUUGCUUGAUCGUAUUGACGGGGCGAGCAAUGAUAUGCAAUGUAUUUGAGGCCCGAACCACUACCUUUCUUUGCAUAAAAAUGUUGAAUACC